Molecule: messenger RNA, 3005 nt
Organism: Nezara viridula (southern green stink bug)
Lineage: Eukaryota; Metazoa; Arthropoda; Insecta; Hemiptera; Pentatomidae
Source: the annotation of a GenBank genome assembly
UUUACCAUUUUGGGAGGGGGAGGGGGGUUCAGCUCGAAAGCUCCCUCCUCGUAGAUCAGUCUGUCAUAUUAUGUAUAUUUUUUUUAAUUGAUGUUUGCUCCCCAAAAUAAUUGUUUAGUAUUUUUUUUUUUCACCGUAGAAUGACUGAGGGUCCCUGUGAUCACUUUUAGCUUAUUUUGAGAAAAUUGUAAAUUCGAUGAUAUAACGUAACACUUCUGGUUGGUCCUUUUUGGCAAAAAAAAAAAAAAAAAAGUGCUGUAACACCGAGGCAUAUUAUUUUCUUAAACGCGUAAUUUCGGUUACGUAUAACUUUUAGUUUUCGAACUAAUCUGUUGAUACACACACCGACCAUUUUUCGAUUUUUUUCCAAAUGUGCUCUCUAAACAAUAAUAUUAGGUCAUUCUUGCUCGUAAAUAUGUUUUUAAACAAAUAUCGUAUAUAUUGUGAUUGUUUCUUUUUUAUUAAGUAUUUAGCUUAGAUCUCAAAAAUAUCAAUCACAAAAAUAAAUAUGGCCCAGUAAAAAAAAAAAAAAAAUCCUUAAACCCAUGUAUAUUCCAAGGAAGGGUGUUUACUAACUUUGCAGCGUGGUCGACUAAUUCUGCCGGCAGUUUAUGUUGACAUUGAUAACGUCUUAGUUUGAGACGGAUGGUGGCCAGUGGUAGUGGUGUCUUAAUGUUAAUCAGGAUUAUUUCUCCUAUUGCAAUACUGAGAAGAUUGGAACUUCAUACACCAACCACGAGUUAAAAGUUGCUAUGUAAUUAAUCAUGUUCUUGUCAUGCCUUAAUGAUAUGUUCUGAAAUAUUGAGCUGAUUAAAUUUAAAGAAAUAUAUAUUUUCAAAAUUUUAUUGGUUGGACUAAUUGAAGAGUUUGUAUUGGAAAAAUGGAAGUCGAAAUUGAUUUGGACGAGUUAGAAAAAGAAAAGGCUGAAAAUUACUUCAAGUUCGCUUUCGAAAUGUUUCCUGAAGUGGAACCUGGUUUCCUUGAAUCAAAAUGUAUUCAAUUUGCUUUUGAUCAAGAGGGGUUUAAUAAUUUUCUAGUGAACACAAUGCUACAAAAUAAAUAUCCUAAGCAACAACCGUGUUCUUCAAAAGCUUUUGUUGAAAAUAAAGAUGACUUUACUGUUGAAACAUUCGCUAAGAAAUAUCCUGAUCCACAAAAAUACUUCCUGGAGUCUGAAUAUGGUUCAGAAUAUAUUGCACACUCAAUAUCUUUUCUUCAAGAGAGGUUCAGGUUUAGCUCAGUUUAUGAAAUAAGACAGAUACUAAGGAAAAAUAAUUUUAAACUUUAUGUGUCAUACGAAGAAUUGAAAAAACUUAAGAAGUCACGAAAAACUCCUAGACAUCAAAGUGAAAUUAUGCAAGCUAUUGGUGAACCACCAUCCGUAUUCUUCGAUGAGGUAAAUUUCAUUAAGAGUAAAGAGGCUAUUUUGAAAUAUCUGGAAGCUAAGCAACAGGCACGGGAAGCUGCUAUUACAGAGGCAAGAAAGAAUGGUACUCUACUCACUUGUGGCUGUUGUUUCUCGAAUGAUCUGCUUACUGAGGAUGUUGUAUCGUGUUCGGAAGGCCAUCUCUUCUGCAAAGAUUGUGUUAAGAAGAGCACCGAAGUACUAAUGGGUGAAGGGAAAAUUGAUUUUCCUUGUUUGGCAGACUGUGGCUCUUUUUUUCAUAUUGAAACAUUAAAGGCUGUAAUGGAAAAUGCAACACAUGAAAAACUUCUUAAAAAACUCCAAGAGAGGGAAAUAGCUCAAGCUAAUAUUCCUGGGCUUGAAAGUUGCCCAUUUUGUGAAUAUAGUGUUAUUCCAGACCCUGCUAGUCGAAUUUUUGAAUGUCUCAGCUGUAAAAAGUCUUCCUGCAGGUUUUGCCGAAAAGAAAGCCAUAUUCCUUACAGUUGCAGUGAAGUAGAUGAUGUUAAUGUACAAAAUCGAACAUAUGUAGAAGAAAAAAUGACAGAAGCCUUGAUAAGAAAUUGCUAUCAAUGUGGUUCAAAGUUUGUCAGGGAAGAUGGGUGCAACAAAAUGACAUGCAUUUGUGGAGCAUUAAUGUGUUAUAUUUGCAGAAAACAAAUCAGUGGAUAUUCUCAUUUUAGUGAUGACACUGAUGAAAUAAAUGCUGGAAAGUGCCCAUUAUGGACUGAAAAUUAUAAGCUUCACACAGCUGAAGUUAACAUGGAAGCAGAGAAAGCAAUAGAAGAAAUAAAAAGAAAAAAUCCAGAAUUUGACACAGACAUAUACAAAAGGUUGAAAAAAUAAUUAAGAAAAUUAUAAUUAUAUAAUGUUGUUGUUAUGAUAAUUUAAUGAGAUAAAUUAUGUCUCCAAAAUCAUUAUUUUAAUUAAUUAUUAUUUUAACUUGUAAAAAUUACUUUGUUUGUAUUACUCAUUCCUUUUACUUUUAUUGUUUUGUACUUUUGUAAUUUAUUUUUUAAGUAUUGAAGAAGGUUGUGAGUAUUAACUAUAAUGACAUCUUAGUGUGAUAAUUACUAAGAUUUUAAACUCUAUUAUGACUGUCUUUGUUUUUUGUAUCUUUUUUUUUUAUCUAAUCCAUUAUUACUUUAGUAUUCAAACUAAAACUUAAUCAAAAUUUAGGAUGAGCACUGGCUAGAAACAUCACUAAUAUCUCUAUAUCAGGUUAGAUGUUCCAAUUUCAAUUUUAAGUACAUUCCCUAGGGUAUUUUCCCCUCAAAAUUUAUUAUGUACAGGGAAAUGUGUUGUGAAAGUGCUGUUAUAUUGAUAUUUUUAGUACUUUUGCAAAAAAAAUUUAUGGUAUACAAUUCAAGUGCUUAUUUAUUUAUUUUUUAUAUUUCUCUUAUAUUUAUUUAAUUACAAUUCUCACAUUUUAUUUUGUAAAUUAUAAUUUCUUUAUCCAACAUUUUUAUAUUGUCUUCCAUGUUUGUUAAAUGAUUUUAGUUUAUUAUUUCUGUAUAUUCUGAGCUUAAUAUUAAAAUGAUUAUACUCUAUUAAAGCCCUAUUUAUUUUUACUUUCACUUACCUAUAAAUGUAGUAUAUAGUA